Didymodactylos carnosus is the source of this 354-nucleotide messenger RNA. NCBI's taxonomy places the organism in Eukaryota, Metazoa, Rotifera, Eurotatoria, Philodinida, Philodinidae. The record is from the annotation of a GenBank genome assembly.
AUGUCAGCAUCAAACUGGCUACUAUUAAGUAUAGUAAAUUUACUUGAUGAUGUUAAAGCUGUUGCUAAAUCACAUGGUGUAUGUCAAUGUCGAACACUUCGAAAUAAAUUACAUCUGUCGUCAUUUCUUCCAAAGAUUGAGACCAUGUUGGGUGAUUGGUUGAAGCCUUGUGACACCAAUCCAUUUUCUGUUAAUGAUUUUUUGUUGUGGCAACAAUCCUGCUGGCUAGUUGCACCAUUACAAUCAUAUAGCUGUCCCGCUGACAUGAAACAAUAUUCAUGUAAACAUUCAGUUGGAUUGGCAAUUUUAUUGAGGGCUGUCAACUUAUCCUUAUACAGUAUAAUCACGAAGUGA